GGCAGCCGGUCCGAUCAGUCGUUACUGAGGGGAAGAUGGUGGACUUCGCGACAGCAGCGUGCUCAAAACUCCGUCCUAAACACUUUGAAAAACACUUAGAGUCUCAGUCUGGCGGUAGAUACAGAUUACCCGGAGACAAACACAGAUAAUACAGAGAGUGAAGUGACUCCUUCGCCUCCGGUAACUCUUCAUUCCCGGUCUGAAGUCAGCGGAGAGCGGCGGGACGUGGCGGCGGAUGGUGUUUGCAGAGGACGCCCGUCGUCGUUAGCUGAAAGAAAGUGUCAACACAAGUGAGAAAGAAGAGGGAAGUCUCUGGAGCGUUUUUACCCAAUCGAGAAUAAACCACGGAGACCAACCGGCCUUCUGCUGCUGCUACUGCCGCCUUCAAACCAACUGAAACCCGCGAGGCGCGGAGCUGACAGCGGGCUAACUUCAGCUAGCUUAACUUCAGCUAGCUUAACUUCAGCUAGCUUAACUUCAGCUAGCUUAACUUCAGAUAGCUUAACUCUGCUAGCUCUGUUGUGAACUGGAGGAUCGACCCGCUGCUCGACAUGCCGCGGAGUAGGAAGGGGAAACGUGGAUCCGGUAAACCCGGCUCUCUUCGUCAGGAGGUUCUUCAGCUGUCGGCUAAAGUGUCUCUGAAAGGUGUUAGGAAUGGGGUGAAGGGAGAGUCUGGAGCCAGUGAUGAUGAGCUGACGUCUGAUAUUCUGAGCCACUGCAGCAGCGCCAGUGAAACUACAUCAGUGCUGGAGGAGGGAACAGGGGGGGAACAGGUGGAUGAACAGACUGCACAGGAGGAAACGGAAGACAAACUCAAACAGUGUAUAGACAACCUGAUGGACAAGAGUGCUAAGACUCGUCUGGCCGCCCUCGAGUCGUUGCGUCAGGCCUUCUCGUCCAAAGUGUUGUACGACUUCCUGACAGAGCGACGCCUCACUGUCAGUGACUGUCUGGAGAGAAGUCUUAAAAAGGGUGGCGGAGAGGAGCAGGCGGCGGCGGCCACAGUCUUCGCUCUGCUCUGUAUCCAGCUGGAGGGCGGAGAUGAGGCGGAGGAGGGCUUCAAGGUGCUCCGCCCCAUCCUCACUGCCCUCCUGAUGGAUAACAGUGCCAGCAUCGCGGCACGCCAGAGUUGUGCCAGAGCUCUGGGGAUGUGCUGUUAUGUGUCAGCUGCUGAGGAGGGAGAGGACCUGAUCAAGUCUUUGGCUCUUCUGGAGAGUAUAUUCAUGACUUCCUACCCCAACAGAGAGGGGGCGCUGCCCACACCUAAACCUGGGAGUCCAGGCCUCCACAGUGCUGCUCUGCAGGCCUGGUCUCUGCUGGUCACCCUCUGUCCCGCCUCCAGGCUGAAGGUGCUGCUCGACCUUCACCUCCCCAAACUGCAGGCCUGUCUGCAGAGCAACGACGUCAACUACAGGAUCGCAGCGGGAGAGACCAUCGCUCUGCUGGUGGAGCUGGGGAGGGAUAUAGACGAGGAGUUUGAGGUGGAGGACAGUGAAGGUCUGUGCGAGUGUCUGAAGAGUUUGGCCACAGACGGAAACAAACACAGAGCCAAGAACGACCGGAGGAAACAACGCUCCAUCUUCAGAGAGGUGCUUCAUUACAUAGAGAACGAGGACUUCACCGAGGAGAAGAUCAGGUUUGGAGUGGAGAGCGUUUACAUCGACAGCUGGAUGAGGAGGAGAAUCUACGACGCCUUUAAAGAGAUCCUGGAGUCAGGAGUCAGACACCAUCUACAGUUCAACCCUCUACUGAGAGACAUCUUUGGCCUCGGCCCCCCCAUCAUCCUGGACGCCACUGUCAAAGGAAACAAGAUCACACGGUUUGAGAAGCAUCUUUUCAACUCGGCUGCCUUCAAGGCCAGAACGAAACAGAGGAACAAAGUCAGGGACAAACGGGCCGAUGUCAUGUGAAAGGAGGACGAAGAUGGAGGGAUGGACGAGAGAGGAACUGAUACUAAAUGAUGCCUUCAACACACACACACACACACACACACUCAUAAAACGCUCAACAGGGAUUUUCCACCUGUGCUCUGCACCUGCAACUUCAGAGUCGAUGUGGCCUCAGGUUAUUCUCAGCUCUCAGCAGGAAACCUGAGGGUCAGUUUGACUGACAGCAGGUAUUUACUUUUCAAUCAAAAAACACGGAGUUGAUUACAGUGUUUCCCACAGUCCAGUUCUGAUGCUUCAAAGUGAAAACCAGCUGUAAUGAGAAGCUGCUGCUCUUCUAGGUUAUUUCACAGAGGAGUAAAUAUGAUGUCCUCACAUCUAAUGGAUCUUCACACAUCAGAGUUCUGUUUUUACAGAGUGAAGUAUCUCUGAAGCUUUAUGGGACAUUUCCUCUUUGGUGCUGAUGGGAGUUUUAGUUUUUGAUACCCAGCUCCAGCUGCUGCCUGUGGUUUGACAACUCAGUCAAAUCUUUUUUAAUCUUUUUCCUGGUUCAGUCUCUGAAGAGGAUCAAUUUCUGUAAUGAAAACCAAAAAGAGCCACAGAGAUGUUCUGUAAAAAAAAAAAAAAAAAACCUUCUUCUUCUUCUUCUCUGGUGUAAUUUAUUCCUCACUGCUCCUCAUUCAUCCUCUGUCUCUGCAACAGAGUCACUACUUCAGCUGCCAAACAGAAACUGACUCUAAAAACAAUGCAACCUAAAAGAAGAUGUGUGGUGUUUGUGUGAGAGUGUGUUUUAUUUGAGUUUUAUUUAACAUCAUUAAGUAAAACACUUAAACAAGGAGAUGCCUAAUUAAAAGAAUGAAAUCAAAGAGUUAAUGCUGUCAUCUUUGUCUUCAUAUUUUCUGGGAGGAAAAUACGUUUUAACCAUUUCAGGUGGGUAAUAGUAUUUUACUUUGUAAUUUAUUAUAAAACAGAACUGUGUGAUUUUUCAGAAACUGUUUACAGACAGUGAUGAGAAGAUGACGAUAAUUUUUUUCAUGUGUAUUUUUGAUGCGGGUUGGUGGGUCAUACAAUCUUUCCAUGUGUAUGUAUUACAGACACACUGCAGAGGGAUUCAUUAGAUGAGCAGUAGAUACAAACAGGCCACUGACAGAGCUGCUGAUCUGUGGUUUGUGUAGCUUCACCAAACUGUCUGAUCAGUAGCUCUUGUUCAGGCUCAAGGGAUCAUGGAUUGAAUGAAAUAAAGAGUAUUUCAGCA
Seriola aureovittata is the source of this 3141-nucleotide messenger RNA. RefSeq names its product interferon-related developmental regulator 2 (gene ifrd2). NCBI's taxonomy places the organism in Eukaryota, Metazoa, Chordata, Actinopteri, Carangiformes, Carangidae. Bases 552 to 1910 code for a protein of 452 amino acids. The transcript is spliced from 14 exons. The record is from RefSeq and is a predicted model, not a curated record.